AUGCAACUAGCGUUUCUGGACUUUGAAGCUGCGUUCGACUCUCCUCACCGAGGCUGUCUUCUCAACACACUUCGCGCCGAUGGAGUACCAGGAAAGUUCUUUUGCUUGCUUGAUGACAUGAAUCAACGAACAACUGCUGCAGUUCGAACAGCAGUCGGAUGUACAACACCGUUUAAAGUGGUAAGUGGAGUAAGACAGGGGGCAGUGGCAAGACCCUUCCAGUUCAAUUUCACCAUCCACGACAUUAUGCGAAGAACAGUCGACCGGUGUCCUGCCGACAUUGUCUUAGCACCAUCAGGGUGCCCCUUGGCUGACCUCGAGUACGCCGACGAUGUUGUUAUAUUCGCGGAAAGCAGUACGAAACUUCAACAUGUUGUCAACCUUGUAUCGAAGCUGGCUGCAGCCUACGGACUACGCCUACGCCCUGAUAAAUGCAAGCAGAUGUGGAUCUCUUCGAGACCUCGAACAGGAGAGAGAUGUUCAGCAAAGAUGCGCUCAGGCCACUUCUGCAUUUAA
Molecule: messenger RNA, 516 nt
Organism: Necator americanus (New World hookworm)
Lineage: Eukaryota; Metazoa; Nematoda; Chromadorea; Rhabditida; Ancylostomatidae
Exons: 1
Coding region: 1-516 (171 amino acids)
Source: RefSeq, a predicted model, not a curated record